This is a messenger RNA of Periophthalmus magnuspinnatus, 1374 nucleotides long. RefSeq names its product rhotekin-like. Gene Ontology annotation, cellular component: actomyosin contractile ring. Gene Ontology annotation, biological process: signal transduction; actomyosin contractile ring assembly; mitotic cytokinesis. The record is from RefSeq and is a predicted model, not a curated record. The transcript has 13 exons. Lineage: Eukaryota; Metazoa; Chordata; Actinopteri; Gobiiformes; Gobiidae. The coding region runs from base 1 to 1374 and encodes 457 amino acids.
AUGAAUAAUACACAGGAUGAGAAGGUGCUAGAGCAGAUUGAGAUGGAGGUGCGGAUGAAGGAUGGAGCCAGCAGACUGCUCGCAGCUUGUUCCCAGAGAGACCAGGCUCUAGAGGUGUCCAAAAACCUUGUGAGCUGCAACAGCCGCAUACUGGCUCUGCUCAGCCAGCUGCAGAGGAUGAGGAGAGCCCAGGUCUUGCAGCGCGUGGGACACGGCACCAGUUUAUCAGAUGAUCUUGUGACGUGUUUUGGAAAGUUAUCCCUCUCUGAUCUGCGAAUUCCUCUGAUGUGGAAAGACUCUGAAUACUUUAAAAACAAGGGAGAAUUGCAUCGCUGUGCUUUCUUCUGUCUGCUUCAGUGCGGCUCUCAGAUCUUGACUACUGACCUGCAGAUAGUAGACAGAACCUUGACUGAUAUCUGCUUUGAAGACACAUUUAUUUUUGAUGAGGUUGGCCCUGGCUUCGUGCUGCGAUUGGAGCUGUACAGUAGUUGUGUGGGUGAGGAGGGCUCUCUGGGCACCAGGAGAGGCAGUCUUGGAGUCACAGCAAUGGGAAACUUUUCAGGAAAGAAGCUUCGUGCUGCUCUUGAAUCUGCUGCUGUCUGUGGAUCCAGUCCCAAUGGAAAAGCAUCAGCACCUGUCAUCUCCGAUCCCUCCACACUGGAACCCAAGUUCAACCUGUUGGCCCAUGUUACUCUGAAACUCAAACACGUCCACAGUGGUUUCAAGACACAUGACUUGUCACUAGUUGCAACUGAGGAGAGCUCUUUCUGGUUGCCUCUGUAUGGCAACAUAUGCUGCCGCUUAGUGGCUCAGCCUCAGUGCAUGUUGAAAGCAACUUUAUGUGGCCACCUGAAGGUUAAGAGGGGCCAUGAUGGUUGGGAAAACGUCUAUGGUGUCCUCCAGGGGAGUAGUCUUGUCUGCUAUCAGAGUGAAGAGGAACAGAAAUCUAGCCCAUUACUUGUAAUCCCAAUAAGGAAGGAUACUUUCAUUUGUGUGCCAGAGCAAAACCUUGGCUCUCAACAGAGUUUCCAGAUCAGCACAAAAACAGACGUAGAAGAUGAAGUCUACACAGUCACAUGUGAUGCCACGCAGCGCUGGACUAAAGCCCUCAGGCAACACCUCUACAACAUGGGUCAGUGGCAGCAGUGUUGUACUGAACUUAUGAAACUCGAGGUGUCUUUUGCACCAAAAUCUGCAGCAGUCCAGCAAGGAUCACUAUUUCAUGAAAUAGUGACCCCAUCAACACCCAAAGAAGGACCUGCGGCAUCAGAUCUGUCUGCUGAGAUGCAAAAUUUGCUCGCAUCCUAUUACAAAAAAGCUGUUGAAGCAAACACAAUCGCUGAUUGUGAAGAGAAGUUUAAACCCCAGCACUAA